Molecule: messenger RNA, 1269 nt
Organism: Geodia barretti
Lineage: Eukaryota; Metazoa; Porifera; Demospongiae; Tetractinellida; Geodiidae
Source: the annotation of a GenBank genome assembly
AUGGCUGCCGACAAUAGUCUCUCGCCCCAUGGCGGCAAACUGAAAUUAUCGGUGGCGCCUUCAUCAGAGGCGCCACACCUCGUUGCCGGGUUGCCAGGCCUCGCGGUUAACGAGCAAAUCGCUCGCGAGAUCAUCAACCUCGCCUACGGAGCCUUCUCCCCGCUGGAUGGCUUUAUGGGCCGUUCAGACUUGGACUCAGUAGUGAGAAAGAUGCGGUUGUCCAGCGGGUUGGUGUGGAGCAUACCCAUCAUCCUCGAUGUAUCCUCUAGGGAAUGGGCAGCCCUGGGCGGAGUAAUCGGCAGUCGCGUCCUGCUGAAUCACCAAGAUCAGCCCUUGGCAGUACUGGACGUUUCCGAGGUCUAUUCCUACGACAGGGCUUUUAUGGCCCAGCAUGUCUUUGGCACCAACGAUCCGGAACAUCCCGGCGUGGCCCGAACAAUGGCCCUGGAGGACACGUUUGUAGCCGGUAAGGUAACCUUGGUCAACCCACCACGAGUCAACCCGCCUUUUGACCAGUUCUGGAAGACGCCAGAGCAGCUUCGUUCCCGGCUGGACGAGUUGGGCUGGAAGUACGCGGUGGCGCACCAGACACGCAAUGUGCCUCACGCAGGGCACGAAAUGAUGAUGAAGGGCGCGUACCUGGCAUCCGGGGCGGACGGGAUUCUCGUGAGCGCCGUAAUCGGGGAGAAAAAACCGGGCGACUACAUCGACGAAGCCAUCGUGCUCACUCACGCCCUCCUUCGGGCUGAAGGGUUCUUCCUGCCUGAAAUACACGAGACCUCGACUCUGAUGUGGGACAUGCGUUACGCCGGUCCGCGUGAGGCCGUCUUUCACGCCAUUGUGCGCAAGAAUCUCGGUUGCACGCACCACAUGUUCGGCCGCGACCAUGCAGGCGUGGGCAACCACUAUGGUCGAUACGCUGCUCACGAAGUCUUUGACACACUUCCCGACCUUGGUAUAAAGUCCGUGCUCACGCUGGAGUGGUGGUAUUGUCCAGUCUGCGAGAGCGUCGCAUACGAGGGAAUCUGCGGCCACAGGGACAGCAAGCAGGAUUUGGCAGGAACAUUGAUUCGCAGCAUCAUAAGCGGCGGAGUGGGACCCGCAGUCACUACGUUGAGGCCACAGGUGUUGGAGGCCGUGCGUCACUGCGCUGAGAAAUACGGAAUGGGUUCUCCUUUCGUCACAUCAGAAUAUCUGGAGAAUCGUACACCGGUAAUCACGGUGCCGGAGAUGGCCUGUUGCACCUGUCCGGAGCACCAGCCUAAAUAA